This is a messenger RNA of Monopterus albus (swamp eel), 486 nucleotides long. Its product is annotated as ras-related protein Rab-39B-like. The record is from RefSeq and is a predicted model, not a curated record. The coding region runs from base 1 to 486 and encodes 161 amino acids. Gene Ontology annotation, molecular function: GTPase activity; GTP binding. The transcript has 2 exons. Lineage: Eukaryota; Metazoa; Chordata; Actinopteri; Synbranchiformes; Synbranchidae.
AUGACUGUAUCCACCCUGUCUCACUCACAAGAUCAGUCAGUGACCCGUUCUUACUACCGCAACUCCGUUGGAGUCCUGCUGAUGUUUGACUUGACCAACCGAGCCUCCUUUGACAAUAUUAAGGAGUGGCAUGCUGAGGUGUGUGAGCGAGUACAACCGUAUAAGGUUCUGUUCAUCCUCGUGGGCCAAAAGAGUGACCGAGAAGCUCACGGGGAAAGGGUGGUGAGUCGAGAAGAGGUCAACAAGCUGGCCGGACAACUAGGGGUGCCCUAUGUGGAGGCCUCCGCCAAGACGGGCCAGAACGUGAGAGGGCCUUUUGAGCUCCUCGCACGACAGAUUUACCAGGCUCUUUUGAGUGGAGAGAUAGAGCUGCAAGAGGGCUGGGAUGGAAUCAAGUGCAUUGCCCCACAGACGCUGCGGUUACAAAGAGCCAAUGUGGCUCAGCCCAGCACAGCUCCCCAGAGCAAGAAGAAGUGCUGUGGUUAA